AUGAAUUUUAGUUAAGAAUAAAAUAAAGAAACAAGUAUAUUUUACAAAUCUAAACUUUGUACUCAUUGGUCAACAAGUAACAUCAUUCAUCAUCUUAUAUAUAGAAGGACAUUGUGCCAAACAAGAAAAAUGCAAUUAUGCUCAUGGAGAAACUGAAUUGAGACACAUACCACAAGAAUAUUUGACUCAUCCCCAUACUAAUAAUUCCAGUGCCUUUUCAAUAAACAAUGAAGGACAGACUAAUAUGGCUGUGAUUCAAUAAAACUCAAUCUAGGGAUAACUUUUAAAUCCCUUUUGGAAAACUAAAAUUUGUAAUUUCUAUCUGCAGGGCAAAUGUCGAAACAUUAUUGAUUGCAAUUAUGCACAUGUUGAAGAAGAACUAAGAGAUACCACAAGUCAAGCAUAUCAAUCAAUCUAAAAUAUCCUUAAAUUAUAAGAUCCAGUUUAUAGAUUAUAAUUACUAAACUAUAAUGCUUAAUUUCAAAAGAACUUGUUGGAACGUGCCAAAACAAUAUUUGAUUAAAUUAGGAAAUUGGAAUUGAUACACAAAAACAGCAAUGAUAUUCAAGACAUGCUUGAAGAAGCUAAAUUAUUGAUAUUUUAAAAGGAAAUUGAAUAGGCUACAUUGAAAAUAAUCGAAAUAAUGUCAUUGCCUGAUUUAACUUUAGAUGAACGAGAACAACACUAAGAAAUCAAAAGUAAAAUUAAGGAAUCGUUUGAGAUCCCUUAAGUACAAUUUCCAAUCACAUCUAAUUAUCCCCCUGAAGAUAUCGAAAAAAUGAAACAAUUAAUGGAGUAAGAAUAGGGAUAGCGUUUACCCAUUCCUAUGAUACCCACAAUAAAACCAUUUCCCAAUCACUAAUAAGUUUACUAAGAUAGAUGCAGAAAUUAAAAAUUAACAUGAU
This is a messenger RNA of Paramecium octaurelia, 905 nucleotides long. NCBI's taxonomy places the organism in Eukaryota, Ciliophora, Oligohymenophorea, Peniculida, Parameciidae. The record is from the annotation of a GenBank genome assembly.